Molecule: messenger RNA, 1083 nt
Organism: Histoplasma mississippiense
Lineage: Eukaryota; Fungi; Ascomycota; Eurotiomycetes; Onygenales; Ajellomycetaceae
Exons: 2
Coding region: 1-1083 (360 amino acids)
Biological process (GO): peroxisome organization
Cellular component (GO): peroxisomal membrane
Source: RefSeq, a predicted model, not a curated record
AUGGUGCCGGGAUUUCUUGCUCGUCACCCACCUCCGCCCGUCUCCGCAUCAACCUCCAGCCCCACCGCAUACUACUCGUAUGAAGGGCCUGCUCUUGCUCCAGCGCAGACCAUCAAACCCGCCUCAGAAACUUCAAAGGACUUCUUCCGCAAUAUGCGAGACCUCCAGAAUAGUAUGGCAGAUUUUGCGAACCUGCACGAUGCCACCGUGUCGUUGUUAUCUCCGGCUACGAAUUUUUCUAACGAAAUAUUAUCAUCCACGCUUUUUCUUAUACUCACCGUUCUAUCUGCUAUUUUGUUUCUAACCGUUCAUCUUAUCCCAUGGCGCACGUUGUGCCUGAUUGGUGGGAACGCCGCUAUUCUCGGAAGCAAUCCUAGUGUUGCAGCUUUUAUGCAACAAAUAAGGAGUCAAAUGAAAGAAGCAGCCACUGAAUUCCAGAAUACGACCGAUGAUGACUUCUACAUCAUUUUGGGAAUCCCGAUUCCAUCAUCACCAUCAGCACUCCUUACAUUUCUUAAAUCCGCUGCUGCAAUUUCCCUUGAUACGUACCCUGAGGAGCGAGAAGUGGAAAUUUUUGAGCUCCAGCACAAAUCGCUGUCGCCAUACUCAGCAGCUUCUGAAUGGGCAUCGUUCGUUUUCACCCCCACGCCCUAUGAUCCGUUAUCUCCAUCUCGUAUCGCAGGCGAUCGACCAAGGGGUACUCGAUUUUUCGAGGAUGUCAAGCCCCCGCCAGGCUGGAAGUGGAAGGGCAAGAAGUGGCAGCUAGACCUCGAAUGUCGCGAGUGGGUGAUAGAGCGGAUGAUUACGGGUGUCGGAUUUGAGGUUCCGGGCUACUCCAGCGGCGAUGCAGUAUCCGAAGAAGUGGGAGGCUGGGUCUGGGAUUUACCAUUCCAUCCUCCUGAUGAGGAUGCAUAUAACGAUGAUGUCUUGGUGUAUGGGGACAAUCGUGAAACAAAGGGAAAAGCCAAGGCUGAACAGGAAGAAUCCAAAGGGAAGUUAGCUAAGGGGAACAUUGAAGAGAGCCUCACAAAGAUUGAGGUAUACGAAUUGCACCUGAUGAUGUCACGUUUACGAAUCAACUGA